AUGGCGCCUCGCAAACUCGAUGCAAGCCCGCGUUCUGCUAUAGCAGGUGCCCGUGUUGCAAAGCGCACCAACAAGAAAAUACGCUUCUCCACGAACGGGCCGCUGGGCGUCGAGCGCAAGUCUGGAGAGUUCCUAAAGCUUACGAGAAAGAACCAGCAAGAAUCGCCGUUGCAGAGAUUGCCCGCUGAGCUGCGCAACCGCAUCUUCGAGUACGUCCUGUCAGGAAACGAAUACUCUAUUGAAACCAAGAUCGGCUCCUUCGUAACGAUAGAGGAUGUUUCUAAAGCCCCCGAGAACGCCUUUGCGUUGCUCGAAGUGUCCCCUCAGAUAUUUGCCGAGACGGCACUGCUCCGAUUAUCGCUGAGCGUGUUUUCUAUAUGCAGUGCUGGCCUGCUACAUCAAUGGCUUGGAGGCCUGCUCGAAGCCAAAUUCAAUGUCAUCGGCAAACUCCAUCUACGCCUUGAUCUAUGCCUAUCGGCCUCGCCUAUAUCCGCCUACCACUUACUCACACUUUCGAAACCUAUGAAUGAUGAUGUGGUCGGUUGGGAUUUCACUAGACUAUCAGCCUUAGAGUGGAUUCGUGUCUUGUUCUCCGUCAGAUCGAACGCCUCGUUCGGUGAGGACUUCUGCGUAGACGCCAUCAAUAAGAAGGGGCGGGAAGUUACAUAUCAGAUGAAGAUAAUCAAUCCAAAGGUUAGUGUGACAGCGAAUUGGUGCGAUAGAAAUCUCAUCGAGGAGCAUUCGUGUAAUGCUAUGACUGAUAUUUCACUUCAAAAAGAUUGA
This is a messenger RNA of Parastagonospora nodorum SN15, 783 nucleotides long. RefSeq lists its product as hypothetical. The transcript is spliced from 2 exons. Lineage: Eukaryota; Fungi; Ascomycota; Dothideomycetes; Pleosporales; Phaeosphaeriaceae. The coding region runs from base 1 to 783 and encodes 260 amino acids. The record is from RefSeq and is a predicted model, not a curated record.